This is a messenger RNA of Gadus macrocephalus (Pacific cod), 3574 nucleotides long. RefSeq names its product zinc finger protein 431-like. The record is from RefSeq and is a predicted model, not a curated record. Gene Ontology annotation, molecular function: DNA-binding transcription factor activity, RNA polymerase II-specific; RNA polymerase II cis-regulatory region sequence-specific DNA binding. Gene Ontology annotation, biological process: regulation of transcription by RNA polymerase II; central nervous system development. The transcript has 13 exons. Gene Ontology annotation, cellular component: nucleus. Lineage: Eukaryota; Metazoa; Chordata; Actinopteri; Gadiformes; Gadidae. The coding region runs from base 163 to 3372 and encodes 1069 amino acids.
CCAUGAUAAAAUGAGUUACGAACGUGUACACAUAGUUCGUUCCUUGAGAGACACCGUGGCUUGCAAACGAGCGAAUCAUCGCAGUUGCUCAGUGUUUGGAUUUACAAAACCUCGAAAAAGCCAGCUCAUCAAUUGCUUACAUUCAGCAGCUUCUCUCAAGGGAUGUUGCCUGCCAGACAGAAAACCUGGAAACGCAUAUUUGUAGGCACAAAGCUAUCCUUAAAGUCUAUUCAGCCCCAUUUUAAAAGUGAAGACUGCGAUGCCUUUAGAGACCGUAGCACUCAUCUCAACGCCACCUCAGAGAGUCUGGGUGUGGACACCCCUGGCUCCUCCCACAUGUCCAGCCACAGCGAGGAGCUGAAGAUUCUGAGCGUCUACGGAAAAGGGGAGGGCCCUCUGGCGGUGGAGGACCAUGACACCCUCUUCACAGCGUCAGAAGUGGAGGCCCUGAACUCGCUGUCUGCGGACCACAGCGAGGCCAAGAGCCUGGAGCGCGGCGAGCGGCUGGUCUGCCGCGAGGAGCUGAGUGUGCAGCAGACCCCAGACACCAUUUCAAUCAAAGUUGAAGAGGAUAUUGGUGGAGGCUUGCCCGCCGCGGAAGACUGCGAUGCCUUUGGAGACCGUAGCACUCAGCGCAACGCCACCUCAAAGAUUCUGGGUGUGGACGCCCCUGGCUCCUCCCACAUGUCCAGUCGUAGCGAGGAACUGCUGCAGACCCCAGACACCAUUUCAAUCAAGGUUGAAGAGGAUAUUGGUGGAGGCUUGCCCGCCGUAGAAGACUGGGAUGCCUUUGGAGACCGUAGCACGCAGCGCGGCGCCACCUCGGAGAGUCUGGGUGAGGACGCCCCUGGCUCCUCCCACAUGUCCAGUCACAGCGAGGAACUGAAGAUUCUGAGCGUCUACGGUAAAGGGGAGGGCCCUCUGGCGACGGACGGCCAUGACACCCUCUUCACCCCGUCAGAAGUGGAGGCCCUGAACUCGCUGUCUGCGUACCACAGUGUGACCAAGAGCCUGGAGCGCGGCGAGCGGCUGGUCUGCCGCGAGGAGCUGAGUGUGCAGCAGACCCCAGACACCAUUUCAAUCAAGGUUGAAGAGGAUAUUGGUGGAGGCUUGCCCGCCGUGGAAGACUGCGAUGCCGUUGGAGACCGUAGCACUGAGCGCAACGCCACCUCAGAGAUUCUUGUUGUGGACGCACCGGGCUCCUCCCACAUGUCCAGUCACAGCGAGGAACUGAAGAUUCUGAGCGUCUACGGAAAAGGGGAGGGCCCACUGGCGGAGGACGGCCAUGACACCCUCUUCACCGCGUCAGAAGGGGAGGUCCUGAACUCGCUGUCUGCGGACCACAGCGUGGCCAAGAGCCUGGAGCGCGGCGAGCGGCUGGUCUGCCGCGAGGAGCUGAGUAUGCAGCAGCAGACCCCAGACGCCAUUUCAAUCAAGGUUGAAGAGGAUAUUGGUGGAGGCUUGCCCGCCGUGGAAGACUGUGAUGCCUUUGGAGACCGUAGCACUCAGCUCGGCGCCACCUCAGAGAUUCUGGGUGUGGACGCCCCUGGCUCCUCCCGCAUGUCCAGUCGUAGCAAGGAACUGGUGCAGCAGACCCCAGACACCAUUUCAAUCAAGGUUGAAGAGGAUAUUGGGGGAGGCAUGCCCGCCGUAGAAGACGGCAAUGACAUCAGAGACUGCAGCACGCAGCGCGGCGCCACCUCGGAGAGUCUGCGUGUGGACGCUCCUGGCUCCUCCCACAUGUCAAGUCACAGCGGGGAGCUGCGCAUCCUGAGCGUUUACGGACAAGGGGAGGGUCCACUGGCGGUGGACGGCCAUAACGCCCUCUUUGCCGCGUCAGAACUUGAGGCCUUGAGCUCGCUGUCCAAAGACCACAGCGUGGCCACGAGCCUGAACUGCAGCGUGCAGCUCGUCCGCCUUGAGGAGCUGACUGGGCAUCAGGGCGGCCGCAAGGGCCGGCCCGGUGUCUUGUGUGGAAAGGUUAUUCCCAACAAUGCCAAUAUGAUUGUCCAUAUGAGAACUCACUCCGGGGAAAAUCCCUACAAGUGUGACCAAUGCACGAAGGGCUUCAGUCUGAAAAGACACUUGAAGAGCCACAUGAGGACUCACUCCGGUGAGAAGCCAUACAAGUGUGACCAAUGCACAAAGCGCUACCGAAGGACAAGCCACCUGAAGCGCCACAUAAUGACUCACUCUGGGGAGAGGCCCUUUAGGUGUGACCAAUGCACGAAGGGCUUCAGUCUGAAAUGCGACCUGAAUAUCCACAUGAGGACUCACUCCGGGGUGAAGCCCUACAUGUGUGACCACUGCACAAAGAGCUAUAGUCAGACAAGCCACCUGAAGAUCCACAUGAGGACUCACUCUGGGGAGAAGCCCUACAAGUGUGACCAAUGCACGAAGCGGUUCAGUCUGACAAGCUACCUGAAGAUCCACAUGAGAACUCACGAUAAGCCCUACAGGUGUGACCAAUGCACGAAGCGGUUCAGUCUGACAAGCCACCUGAAGAGCCACAUGAGUACUCACUCCGGGGCGAAGCCCUACAGGUGUGACCAAUGCACGAUGCGCUUCAGUCGGACAAGCUCCCUGAAGAUCCACAUGAGGACUCACUCCGGUGAGAAGCCCUACAAGUGUGACCAAUGCACAAAGUCUUUCAGUCAGAAAGUCUACCUGAAGAGCCACCUGAGGACCCACUCCGGUGAGAAGCCCUACAAGUGUGACCAAUGCAUGAAGUGCUUCGGUCACAAAGGCACCCUGAAGCACCACAUGAUGACUCACUCUGGGGAGAAGCCCUACAGAUGUGACCAAUGCACGAAGCGCUUCAGUCAGACAAGCCAACUGAAGGUCCACAUGAGGACUCACUCCGGGGUGAAGCCCUACAAGUGUGACCAAUGCACGAAGGGCUUCAGUCUGAAAAGCCACUUGAGGGGCCACUUGAGUACUCACUCCGGUGAGAAGCCAUACAGGUGUGACCAAUGCACGAAGUGCUUCAGUCUGAAAUACAUCCUGAAGCGCCACAUGAUGACUCACUCUGGGGAGAAGCCCUACAAGUGUGACCAAUGCAAGAAGUGCUUCAGUCUGAAAGGCCCCCUGAGGCACCACAUGAGGACUCACUCUGGGGAGAAGCCCUACAAGUGUGACCAAUGCACGAAGGGCUUCAUUCUGAAAGGCCCCCUGAUGGUCCACAUGAGGACUCACUCCGGCGAGAAGCCCUACAAGUGUGACCAAUGCAAGAUGCGCUUCAGUCAGAAAGGCACCCUGAAGAUCCACAUGAGGACUCACUCUGGGGAGAAGCCCUACAAGUGUGACCAAUGCACGAUGCGCUUCAGUCAGAUAGGCGGCCUGAAGAUCCACCUGAGGACUCACUCCGGUUAGAAGCCCUGCCUGUUAGUGCAUUGCAACGCCAGCUACAGCGACCCAAGCAAUUUGAGUGUGCACAUGCUCAAGCACACGGGCAAUGGGGUGCUUUCACACAGGGUAACGGGGCGCUUUGAUUGAGACCUCUGUCCGGUAUUUGUCGAAAUUACUGCUUUUUCGUUUUUCUUUUCAUCAGGAUUAAACACUUUCCAGCUUUUGA